Messenger RNA from Closterium sp. Naga37s-1, 1137 nucleotides. The record is from the annotation of a GenBank genome assembly. NCBI's taxonomy places the organism in Eukaryota, Viridiplantae, Streptophyta, Zygnematophyceae, Desmidiales, Closteriaceae.
AUGCAGGUUCGGCAGCUGGUUGGGGGUACGGGCAGCGAGGCGACCGCGAGCGCGUGGAACGGGUCGCGAACGCGAUGGGCGGCCGGCACGGCGGACGGCGCGCUGCAUAUCUGGGAGCGCUGCGACGACGGCGCGGAGCGCGGGCCGCUGAGCCUCUCCGCGAGUUGGCCAUUGGGGGGAAGCGGCGGAGGGGAUAGAACUGCAACGGCUGCUCACGUGGUGUGGGCGCCACAGGAGUUUGGGGGAAAGCUGGCUGUGGCGUGCAGGGGGAGCAGCCGCGUGCAUAUCUGGGGGGAGGUCGGGGGCGCGGGGGAAGGGGAGGAUGGGCGCGGCAGGGCCAUGGGGGAAGGAGGGGGGGAUGGGGAGAGUGGGGGAAGCGGGGCUGGCAGGGAAGAGCGGAAUGGGGAGGAGAGGAAUAGGGAAGGCGGGCAGGAUACUGAAAUGGGAGGAGGAGGGGGUGGAAGAAGAGGAGGGGAUGAGGCUGGCCAAUCAGGAGCAGGUGGGGGGGUUGAGGGUGGUGGUGGUGGGUACGGCAAGGGUGGGAACGGUGGUAACCGGUGGAAGCAGGCUGACGUGGCACUGUUUCCGUACGCUGACGUCAGCAUGGGCAAGGAGCUGCUGUCGCGUGCGAUCAUAGCCGUCCAUCCGUCCACGCGUGCGUUCGGCCAAUCACCAGCUGUGGCUAUUGCCACGUGUGCAGCAGCAGGCAGCAGCAAGGGUGACAGCAACACUGCGAAGGUGUGGGUGCGCAGUGAUCGCUACAUGUUUUGCCAUGCCAUUGUUGAUCUCCUUCCUGCUUCCUCAUCUCACUCCCUCUCAUUCCAUGUCACACCUUGUCACUCCCUCUCACUCCCUCUCAUCUCCUAUCAUCCAUGCACACACACAGGUGUGGGUGCGCAGCGAUCGCUACAUGCACUGGCAUGCCAUUGCCGAUCUCCUGCCUGCCUCCUCACCUCGCUCCCUCUCAUUCCCUCUCAUUGCAUGUGCAUACAGGUGUGGGUGCGCAGCGAUCGCUACAUGCACUGGCAUGCCAUUGCCGAUCUCCUGCCUGCCUCUUCCGCUACCACAGCAGCCAAUCAGCAGCCGCCACCUGUCACGAGCAUCGCUUGGGCGCCCACCCUAGACAGGUAUGACUGA